Messenger RNA from Papaver somniferum (opium poppy), 2051 nucleotides. RefSeq lists its product as uncharacterized. Gene Ontology annotation, biological process: negative regulation of transcription by RNA polymerase II. Gene Ontology annotation, cellular component: histone deacetylase complex; chromatin. Bases 64 to 1422 code for a protein of 452 amino acids. The transcript is spliced from 13 exons. The record is from RefSeq and is a predicted model, not a curated record. Gene Ontology annotation, molecular function: transcription corepressor activity. NCBI's taxonomy places the organism in Eukaryota, Viridiplantae, Streptophyta, Magnoliopsida, Ranunculales, Papaveraceae.
UGGACAUGAGUGGGGGAUAACUAUCAUUUUCCAAAAUCAAGUGAGAAAGUUUUAGAGAAGGAGAUGGAAGGAAAUCCGUUGUCAGUAGAAAAUCAGAGUUCAGAAAUGCAAGAGAUUAAGUAUGAAUGGGCUGUUGAGUUUUGUCGGUUCUUCAAUUACCCAAAAUCUUUAUCAUCAACUUCAACUUCAACAAAUCUAAAACCUAAACGUAGAAAAAUUGGUCGUGGAACUUGGAUCUCUUCAUCUUCACUUGUUUCUUUAAAACUCACAUCCGAUCCUUCAAAUCCUGGACAAAUCCUCGCCGUUUGUCUUAAAGAUUAUGUUCUUGAACAACACUAUGUGUGCAAUUUGAAUCUUGUAUGGCUACAGGUGUCAGAAAGCGCUCAAUGCCUUCCCAUGGGAAGUAGAGUUAUUUUUGCAAAUUACACAGACAGACAUAAUCAGAUUCAGAAGUUUGCCAUGCGAUUUGUGGCAGUAAGUGAUGCUCAAGCAUUCAUGGAUUUCAUAAAAGUGCAAUCAUCACCACUUGCAAUUAUAGAACAGUAUGUUCAGUUCUCUUGUCAGAAGAGUUUUACCGACGAGAUGGAGAUUGGAAAUUUGGAAACUGGUUUACAGACAGAAAUCUCAUAUCCAUUAGAGUUUGGCUCUUCAAAUGAACAUUCUUAUUGCCCCGGAUCACUUCAGAGUUCUGUUGGAGUAGGAACAGAAACAGUAACAACCUGCAAUGCAUUAGCCUAUCUCCAGGAUGUAAAGGACAUGUUUCAGGAUAGGAAUGAUAAAUACGACGAGUUCCUUGAAGUCUUGCAAGAUUUCAAGGCUCAAAGGAUUGACACAACAGGAGUUUUAGCUUUGGUGAAGGAUUUGUUCAAAGGGCAUAGAAACCUAAGUUUGGGCUUCAAUACCUUCUUACUUAAAAUUGAUGAGAUAACCCUCCCACUCGACACAGACGAGUCUCUUCCAAAGAAGUGUGUAGAACAGGUUCCGGAGAGGUUGAUGGAUAGGAUGGAGAUUGGCAAUUCAGAGUCAGAAUUACAGACAGAACUCUCAUCUUUGUUUCAGUUAGUCUCUUCAAAUGGACCUUGUUACAGAAUGGAUGAAGUGAGCCUUCUGAAUACACGUCCUGCCGAGGCUUCUAAAAAGCCACUAUAUGCAACUUGUUCGCCGAAGCUGGCACCAGUUGCUGCAGACACUUCUGAGCUGCCACCAGAUUCCACUUAUUUACUGGAGAUGCCACAAGUUGCAACUGCUAUAAGUAACAACUUUGAGCAAACCAAAUGCUCCCAAGAACAAUCACUUAGUCAAGACUUUCACUACUGUAGAUCCUUUCCCAUCAGCUUCACCGCACAAUUGACCACUUGUACUGCUGAGGCCAAACAAGAAAUACCUGUUAGAUUCUUCCUUCCAUGUUACCAGAAUUGGUGAUUGACUUCAUCUUUCCUAGGAUGACUGCGAAUCAUUAUCGAUAAAGGUGCUAAAACAUUUGCUAUGUAUCCUCGCCACGUUUUUCUUCAGACUGAACUAUUUCAUGUGCAUUACCUAGUGUCUUUGUUGUUUCAUGUUUUUUUUCGUCUGAAAUGAUGCUGGGCUAGUUAUAUUUUCUUCUUUUUUCUUCCAGAGAUGUUGAUAAAAGUAAAGGAAGUUGUCAACAAAAUAGGAGGUGAUUCUGAACAAGAGAAGCAACUAUCAGUUCCUGAGGAACUUGAUAUCAAGUCUCAAAUCAUGAAAUAUAUGUCCGAUGCUUCUUUCCAUGAGAUGUUGACAAAAGUAGAGGAAGUUAUCGGGGAAGUUGGGGAUGUUUUAGCGUUGUAACCACUAAGCAGCCCCGGUUUAACAGAUAAUAUAGUUUAUCCUUGGCUCGCUGGCAGAGAUGAGCAUGUAAAUGUUUAUACAAAUUCAGUUUUUAUUGUCCAUUCGGUUAUAAUGCUCACUCCACUCCUAAAUAGAUGACCUAGUUCAAGUUUACACCAUUCUUAAAGCAACGAGGAGAGGAGAAUUUUUAAAUAUUUUUUAUAAUUAUGCCCUUAUAGAUAAUUACUUGUCUAGUUUAGAAA